UUGCGGUGCAAGGGUGUGGACAACAAGCAACGGGUAAAGAGCACACAUAGUGGACAUGAAUGAUGCACCGUGUGCACUCGGCUCCAUUUUUCCUCCCUCGCCGGCCACCACCUACUCUCUCCCCCUCCUCAAAGUCCUAACAAUUCCAAAGGGUUAGUGAGAAACUGUCUUCAACUGCAAGCAAGAAACACACUAGAAAUCUAAGGUCCAUGAUGAUCGUCUAGUGAUCGACCGGUUCCGUUCCGGCGAGUCGGUCGAUAAUGGAGCCUGCCAGAUUCCGGUACGUGCCGGAUCAUGUCGGGGGCGGCGGAGGGUUGGAGGACGACGACGGCGAGGAGAGUGGCGGCGGGUGCUUCUUGGACGUGUACGUGCACGGCGCGCGCGGCAUCCACAACAUCUGCAUCUACGCGGACCAGGACGUGUACGCGCGCUUCUCGCUCACGUCCAGCCCGGGCCACGCGCCGGCGCUCUCCACGCGCGUGGCUGCCAGGGGCGGCGCCAGUCCGCGCUUCGACGAGCGCCUUCCGCCGUUGCGCGUCCGUCGGGGCAGGCUCGGCACCGACGCGCUCAAGUGCGAAGUGUUGAUGCGGAGCUGCGCCGAGAGCGUCCUCGAGGACCAGCUCCUCGGGUUCACGCUCGUGCCGCUCGCCCAAGUCGCGGCCACCGACGGCGCGGAGAUGGAGCGGCGGGAGUUCUCCCUGUCGUCCACGGAUCUCACCCACUCGCCCGCCGGCACGGUGAGCCUGUCCCUCGCCCUCCGCUCCGGCGGAGGCGACCCGUGCAUCGCGGGGCCAUCGGACCGCGCCGCGGCGGAGCCGUCGAUCACGUCGGAGGUGGUCAUCCUCGAGCCCCCAGCGCCGCCGGUGGACUACCUAGGUAUCGAGUUUCCUGACCUCAACACAGCCAAAGAGAACGACGACAUGGCCGUCCAGUACCUGCCGUUCUUGCACCUCGGGGUGGCGCCGUUUGACGCCAUGGAGAUGGUCACGAGCCCACGCGGCGAGAAUUCGAUGCCGGUGUGCUCAGACGGAAGCAAGAACGCCUCGACGACCACCACGACCAGCGACGACAGGGCGAUCGAUGUCUCCUCCUCGGCGGCGACAGAGAAGCCGCAUCGGCACGACGGCGCCCACGAGGCCACCGUGUCGGCACCGAUGUGCAGCGGCGCGCCGGACACGCCAACGUCCAACGGAGGGGCGGCGUCUGGCAAGGAGAAGGUCGGCGUUUUCAAGUCUCCCAUGGCCACGGGCGACGUCAUCGACAUGGAGGCGGAACAGAGCGCGAUGCAGCGGCAGAUCAUGGAGAUGUACGUGAAGAGCAUGCAGCAGUUCACCGAGUCGCUGGGCGCGAUGAAGCUGCCGAUGGAGCUCGAUGGAGACGGCAGCGCCGGGGUGGUCGUCCAGAGGGACGAGAAGAAGCCGGAGGCAGAGGCGAGGAAGGACGGGGCGAGGGUGUUCUACGGAAGCAGAGCAUUCUUCUGAAGAAAAUUACAAACAUUCAGAGAGUGUUCUGAAGACUAGAAUUAUUCAGAGUGUUGUGAAGAGACCUACUACGAUUAUUCAGAGUGAGGAAAAUCUGAUCUCUUCUUGCAAAGGUAUUGAUUGUUCA
Molecule: messenger RNA, 1608 nt
Organism: Triticum dicoccoides
Lineage: Eukaryota; Viridiplantae; Streptophyta; Magnoliopsida; Poales; Poaceae
Exons: 1
Coding region: 261-1481 (406 amino acids)
Source: RefSeq, a predicted model, not a curated record